AUGGCUCGUCUCGGUCUGUCAACAGUUGCGGCUAUUUUUGCACAAGCAGUUACCUCUGUGACUGCCACCGGUUCUGAGCAAUGUAGCAGUUUGACUGCAUGUGGUAUCUCCUUUGGUGAGGCGGUCAGUAUUGUCAAUACGACUUCCAUACCAGCGUCUGGUUUGAAUAUAUCGGGGACUGUCAACACCAUUCCAUUCUGUCGUGUCUUUGCCGAGGUGUCAUAUGCCAACAACCAUUCGGUCGGGUUCGAAGUAUGGCUACCAGAAGGGACAGACUACAAUGGGAGGUUUCUUGCUGACAUAGGCAAUGGAGGCAUGGCAGGGAUUGUCGACGAAGCGGCCCUGAUGCUCAACGUGAAUAAGGGCUUUGCUGUUGCCGGUGGAGAUUCCGGCCAUCUUGCAUCCGAGAACAAUGACGGCGAAGGCAGCCCCGGUGUAUACAUCCCAUAUCUUCAUGACAAGGAUGAGGUUUCUGCGUGGAUUCACAACUCCAUCGCACUAUUCACACCGCCGGCCAGGAAAGUUAUCGAAUACGUGUACGGCAGCGCCCCGACUUAUUCGUAUUACCUUGGCUGUUCGACGGGUGGUGCCCAAGGCUUUUCUCUCGCUCAGUUCCAUCCAGAGCUAUUUGAUGGAAUCGUUGCCGGCUGUCCGGGUAACUGGUACUCACAUCUCGCCCUGUCAUUUUUAUGGAAUACUAUACCAUCAACAAGCUUAGGCUUUCUCCCACAAGAGACUCUCGACUACAUCAAGUCAGCAGUAGUUUCUGCAUGCGACGAGCAAGAUGGUGUUCUCGACGGUCUGAUUGAGGAUCCAUUAUCAUGCAAGUUUGACAUUGCAUCUCUGAGCUGUGCUGUCAAUGAAUCUGUGCAAUGCUUGACUACCGAGCAACUGGCAUCAGCUCUGCAUAUCUAUGGCGGACCCCACGAUAGUAGAGACAACUCGAGCCUCUAUCCUGGAUUUUCGUUUGGCAGUGAAUCAGAAUGGAUGUAUCAGGAGGACAUGCUGGCGGACGCCUUUACCAUUCCGAUUUUGCAGAACCUCGUUUUUGACAACUUGACCUAUAACGCCAGCACAUUCAAUUGGGGCAGCGACGUGGAUGUGUUGGAUGCCCGGGCGGGGACUCUCAUUGAUGCAAUUAACCCGAACCUCUCCAAUUUUAGCACUCGCGGUGGCAAGAUGAUUGUGACCCAAGGGUGGACUGAUCCUUUCAAUGCUGCUACCUGGCCUAUACAGCAUCGCGAGCAAAUGGCAGCCGCCACACAAGGGGACAUUGAUGAUUGGUUUGAAUUAUACAUGAUUCCAGGUAAAUUCCCUCCCAUCAACAAGAUUCAUCCUCGUGCUUGA
This is a messenger RNA of Pestalotiopsis fici W106-1, 1347 nucleotides long. RefSeq lists its product as uncharacterized. The coding region runs from base 1 to 1347 and encodes 448 amino acids. NCBI's taxonomy places the organism in Eukaryota, Fungi, Ascomycota, Sordariomycetes, Amphisphaeriales, Sporocadaceae. The transcript is spliced from 3 exons. The record is from RefSeq and is a predicted model, not a curated record.